AAUCUCUCUGCACCCAAAUUUAUCUCACCCACUCAUGGGUCAUAACAAUUGAUUUUUUCCUAAUAGCCACGUUCCCCCAUUUGCUUCUUAUCUCUAUCAUCUUCUUCCACUUUUUUCUUGUAGCUAUACUCUGCGUGAAUCAGACCCGUCAACUCAUGCUUUUUGUUGUUCUUCCAUGUGAAGAACUAUUGUUUCUUUCUUCAAUUUCUUUCCAAUCAUCUUUUUUCUUUUAUCAGAAUGUUUUUCAUUGUCUUUUUAAGCAAUAUAUGGAGACAAACCGUCAACAACAAAGAUACAAAAUUGUUUUCGCCGGCAACUUCCUUUCAGGAUCGGACUAAAAGAACAGCAAAUUUAAGUCACUGUACGUCCUUACACUUUUAACUGAUUUGGGCAUUUGGCCGGAAGAGAUUAAAGAAGAAGGAACACCGUAGGCCGCUAGAGUAGCCUGACAGUUCAUUGUUUCUCUCGCUGUAAUAAUAGCCAUGUGUCAUUAAGGGUAAAGUGGGAAGACAACACUUUACUAAAGUUUCUUACUGCGCCAGAGGUAGUGUUGCAUUUAAAUUCGAACAGAGGGGAAGUAUAUGAUAAUGAAGCCUCUUGGACACUUGGAAUUCAUUAUUAGAAUAUUAGCACGUACUCCGUAUGUUUUAAGAAAUUACCCUCAAUGGGAGUUAAACAUAUGGAAAGUGCAUUAAUAAGAGUUGUUGUCUGCCGCCAUACGCUAUUUUUUUUAUUUUCUUCCUUAAAUGCCCUUACUUUACACGGAAGCAUUGCCACAUAAGCAACUUGUUUCUAACCGUUUCUUCCGGUUGGAGAUUUCCUGCGCAGCUUUCAAUAUUUCUUUCCUUAUUUCGUUCUUCCGUCUGUGAUUAACAUUCUUAAGGAUCGUCUCGGCUCUUUCCUCUCUUCCGACUUGCCAUUGCUUCUGAUUUUGCGAAUUUAGUUGUUUUCAUUCACAUUACGCAUACUUGUCCCAUGCGUUUUUCGCAGGUAAGCUUACUGCUUGAUUUUCUGGAAUAUUGAUUACAUCUUUCUUCGAAUGUUCUGCUAAUAUUCCUGAAUGCUGAUGAUAUGUAAUUGUGCAUAUAUGUGUUUCGCAACUGAAUUCUGAUAGUUUCAGUUUAGUUUUAAUGUAAUUCGCAUUUGUUUUAUGAUUUUUUUGGUUUGUAAAUUUCUUGUGUAAGAAUUUCGAUUUUUGUUGUUCAAUUAGUGAUUUACAUUGUGAUUCGAUGUUUUUUGAUUAUCGUUUUUAAUUUUUCCAUUACUUCAUUUGUUUUAUGUCAUUGUUAGCUACUCUUUGGUUGGCAUUAAAUGUCAUAAUAACAGUUUUAUUAUACUGAUUCAUGUAUUAUGUUGUGUUGCUGAACUUUUCAUUGUUUUUUAGGCAUUAAUUUCUACAAAUGGCUGAUGUGUUGCUUGUUAUGCUUAAGUUGGACGGUACAUGGUUGUUUGACUAUACAUUUUCAAGUUUAGAUACAUUUGGUAUUCAUAUUGGACUUCAUUCUUCCUACACGAGCUUGCUUGAUCUGCUGCGUGGAAUCUUAAAUCAGUACAAACCAAAUCAUUCAUUCAGGAUUUCUUAUAUGGUUGAUGGUUGCCCCUCCUGUUUUUAUUGUUGAUGAUGAAACUUUGAAAUUCUAUCUUUAUAUGAAGUGUUUGCAGUCGGAUGUUGCAAAGUUACCCCUAUGUGUGGAGUUUAAGUCUGAAACUGUUUCUGUGCUUCAUGAUUUUGUACCACUUCAUAACUCGGUUGCACAUGGUUCUACUACAUCUUCAUUGUCUUUGCAUGUGAGUGACUCUGAUUGUAGUAAUCAAUGGAAUGGGUUGCAUAGCAAUUUGGCUUCCAUUGAUGAAGAAGAUGAGUUUUGCUCUUCCUCAGAAGGCAACAUUUCAUCCUCAACUAUUUUGCCUAAUUUUUCUGGUGUUGGUUCCAAAUCAUUAUCCUUACAGUCUGCCUCUGUUAACCACCCUGUUGACAUAAUUAGUCAUUAUCAUCCAACAUGUGUUAUGAUUAAUACUAUUUACACGAACAAGGCUGACUUACUUCAUCAUUUAAAGUUGUAUAUCAUCACCAACAGUUUCCAAUUCAGAACUCUGACAUCAAAGAAGAAGGAAUUACAUGUUAUUUGUUUGGAUCCGUCGUGUGAGUGGGCAGUUCAUGCAGUCAGAUUAGAUGGUGUACAAAUGUUUGAGAUUAGAAGGUUUGAUGUUGUACACACUUUCUCUGUUGACUAUAGACAAUUUAAUAGUAGACAUGCAACAUCUAGUGUUGGGAUAUAUUAUCCCGGCUUAUUACUGUUCAGGAGCCCAAGACAUUAUCCAGUACGGAGCCCGAGCAGCUAGGCCCAUUUCGGCCCGUCCGGCCCACUUUGGCCAUUAGGCCCGACAUCGGCCCGUUUGGCCCAUUAGGGUGGAGUACUUCCCUCACCCCUUUCCCUAUUUAUAGGAGGCUUUCCCUCCAUGUAAAGGAUGCUCUUUUAGCUCCAUCUUCCUUCUUCUUUUAGACUUAGCUCAAUACUCCAUUAAUGGGAGCUCGAAUUGUACUAUGUAAUGGUGAGGAGAGUCUAAUGAGAAUGAGAGGGCUUGGACAUUAGCCUAAAAAGUCCCGUGGUUUUCUCCCUUUCGGGUUUCCACGUAAAAACUGAGUGUUCAUACAUAUAUUUACUAUAUCGUGUUGGAUUAAACUCAACACUGGCGCCGUCUGUGGAAAUCUGUCCAAAAAGAUUCGUGUGUUCUACCAUUCUUGAGUUUUUUCUACAAAAAAUUCAUACGAACAACUAUUGAUUUCAACAAAAAAACAAAGAAUAAAGAUUCUGGAAAGUAAGCAGGAGGAAGAAGGUUCGACAUGACCAAAGAAAUCUUUUCUUGGGGAAGCCAGGAAGCUACGAAAUCUGGGAAGCGUGUAUUUUUUUUUCAGAUUCUCGUUUCUGGGGUCGCCGGAGCCGCCGUCACCGUCACCGUCCCCGCCGCCAUGGAACCUUCGAUGGGUACCUGCACCAGACGGAACUCGCUGCGAUGCCCCAGUUCUCGUCGUCCCGUCCUCUGGUCAGAACCCCCUGCAACAGAGACGCUCAUGGCUAGCAUCCCGUUCAACCGGCUACCGCCUGAGUCACCACACCGCCGUCCUCGUCGUCGCUGGUCAACUGCUAGUCACUCCUCCCCCUGGUCAGUCGCGACUCGAGCUUCCACGACCCUGCCGACGCGACCAAGGGAAUAUGCCGUAUGAGAGCUCCUUGGUUGCCUCCAUUAAUGGAGGUUUGGAAGUUGGUGAAGGUAUGUUUCGGAGCCCGGGCGACCUUCCAACGCAACCUACUUUUCCGGCAGCCUGUGCAUCGCGGCAGCUUCCACUGUGACCGUCAGUCAGCGACCGACCUGUACGGUUUGGCCUUGGUGGGGUGUUCCAUCUGCCUGUCCACAAGAAGCUCUUCACUUGGUUGAGAGCGGUCCACGUACGAAGGGCCAAAGUCUAAAGGGGAGUUGGCAGUAAAGAUGGAGCACCGUGUAUUAUUUUGGGCGGUCAACACUCCACUCAUGACUCUAGAAGCAAAGGCUGGGGGUGUCAAUUCACGAUUCAAAGAAGCGAAGAGAGAACUUUUUUUGAUUGGUUGGGGAUUUGAGCUGCACGAAUCUAGAUACAUCCAACGGGGGCUCCAAUGAUUUUCCAUGUCCCUAAAUUGAAUCUGCGGAGAAACGGCCUGCCGAAAAGUUGGGAAGGAAGAAGAUCGAUUUUUUUUUUAAAUAAAACGAUGCCGCUUAGGGAUCGGCACACCCUGCGCACGCUGGGUCGAUCCCACGGUAUAAUCUGCGGUUGAGAGCGGUCCACGUACGAAGGGCCAAAGUCUAAAGGGGAGUUGGCAGUAAAGAUGGAGCACCGUGUAUUAUUUUGGGCGGUCAACACUCCACUCAUGACUCUAGAAGCAAAGUAACUUAUCUUACUCCUAUUUUAAGUGCUCCGUAUUGAGAUACUAAUAUUAUUAUUAGUUAAUUAGUUUUUAUCACCAUUAUUUAAAAGGGAGUAAAUUUUCCCGAAAUUAAAUAAUGUCGAGCGAUUCUCUAAGUGAUAAAUAGCUUCACCGCCAUUUAAAUUAGAUGACUGGUUGUUCUGGGCCCGUUGGCCCGCUCCCGAUCAGCUUUAAUUAGCGAACGGAGUGUAUCUGAAUGACUUAUGGUAGGAUAAUACUAUUAUUACUACCCGUACAUCACUAUUAUUUAUUAGGGAUAAAAAUGUCCCGAAAUUAAAUAAUGCAGAGUGAAGCUCUAGUGAUAAUUAGUUCAGCCAACUUUUUUAUUAAAAUAUUUAAUUGUUGGUGGGUUCGAUUAGCCUACUCUCGAUCAGCUUUGAUUAAGUUAUCCGAGCGUCUCCAGAAGGGCGAUGCCCCGACGACGCACUUUAAUUGGAGGGUUGCGCAUUAGUCCACACGGCACUACGUGCCCGAUCGACGACCGUACCCCAGAACCAUCCGCGCCGCUAGGCGCGAAGUGACUAUUGCCAAACGUGGCCUAUGGGGCCCGAGGGCACCGAAGCGCUCAACCUCGUCUUUUCGAGGGCAGUGCGACCAACUUGGGUCUGAGUUUUCAAACUCACAGACCAGUGAUUAUCUCUAUGUGACGUUCGGCGGGCUGCUAAUUGGCCCCGCCGCGAGCUGCUACGUCCAUUAACCCCGCACGAUGAGCCGGGCCGAGGGUCACGAUGACCCAUAGGCCGGUAAUCGUGGAUGUUAAAGAGAAAGCCAUGCAAAUGGUUAUGUGUGCAUAUUUAUUGUCGGGCCGUGCGGCCCGUUACCAUGUUAGUUACGCAGCUGAAGCCACUCGACGUGAUCGAGCGAAAUGAUUAAAAGACGCUCGACCUGAGUCUCAAAGGCGUUCAGGGCCAGCUAAAGAGGAGACCAUCACGGCUGAGAGCCGAGAGAUGAGCAUCUCCACCCAGAGGCCGAGGGCCUAGAGGAGACCACCACAGUUGAGAACUGUGGGACAAGCAUCUCCACGCCAGAGACCGAUGGCCUAGGAAGAACACCUAGAGGCCGAGGGUCUAGAGGCGAAUGCCAUGACAGAGAACCGUGAGACGAUCACCCGUCAUUCAGAGGCCGAGGGCCUAGAAGAGAUCGUCACGGCCGAGGGCCGUCUGAUGCCAUCAUUACAUCAUGACCGGCCCCUCGGCACAGCAUGAUCAUCAUAUUUGGAGACCGGCCUCGUCCCCCUAUGAACGUCGGUUUAUAGAUGCAUGGACCUCUAAGCUUCUCCGAUUGGAAAGCUCGAGUCAGAGUGCUUUACUCCCGCCUGAUGCAUUCAGGGGGAGUGUGCCCGUGGAGGAGCACCCUUCGCCCGACCCUGUCGGAAAGGGGGGUGCCUCACUGGUAGAUUACGUUCAGGAGUGCAGACACUCACUCAUAUAUUAUGAUUAUGUGAAGACACAGUUUCCAGCAAGACAGAGGAAGAGCGCAGGCAGAGUAUAUUUUCUCGAGCAGAUUCGCGAGCUCACUACUCAAGAAACUGGGGGACUUGUGUUGGGAUAUAUUAUCCCGGCCUAUUACUAUUCAGGAGCCCAAGACAUUAUCCAGUACGGAGCCCGAGCAGCUAGGCCCAUUUCGGCCCGUCCGGCCCACUUUGGCCAUUAGGCCCGACAUCGGCCCGUUUGGCCCAUUAGGGUGGAGUACUUCCCUCACCCCUUUCCCUAUUUAUAGGAGGCUUUCCCUCCAUGUAAAGGAUGCUCUUUUAGCUCCAUCUUCCUUCUUCUUUUAGACUUAGCUCAAUACUCCAUUAAUGGGAGCUCAAAUUGUACUAUGUAAUGGUGAGGAGAGUCUAAUGAGAAUGAGAGGGCUUAGACAUUAGCCUAAAAAGUCCCGUGGUUUUCUCCCUUUCGGGUUUCCACGUAAAAACUGAGUGUUCAUACAUAUAUUUACUAUAUCGUGUUGGAUUAAACUCAACACCUAGUGUUAUUGCUAAUCUUGUGGCACACAAAUUUUUGGAUGCUUCUGUUAAACCUUAUACGCCAAAACAGAUCAAGCAUGAUAUGAAUUUGGAAUAUUGGAUUUCUAUGUCGUACAAGAAAACUUGGGAAGCACAGAAACGUGCAAAGGAAAGGCAUUUCGGAUCUGAUGCAGAGUCAUACCAGAAGCUACCUUCAAUGGCGUAUGUACUUGAAGAAGCAAAUCCAGAUUCUACCAUAAAACUUGUAACGGCUGCUGAUGGUGCAUUUCAGUAUUUUUUCUUUUCAUUAAAACCUUGGCGUGAAGCAUGAGAGUUUUGUAGACCUGUACUUAUCUUAGAUAGCUCGUUCAUGAAGGCAUAUUACAAAGGUACUUUGCUUACGGCCUGUGCUCAAGAUGCCAACAACCACAUCAUUCCCUUGGCAUUUGAAAUCUGUGAUUUUGAAACCAAAGCAUCUUGGCUGUGGUUUCUAAGCAGGUUGAGUGGUUCAAUCUCUAUGCGAAGUGAUAUGUAUAUAGUGUAUGAUCGCCACAAAGGCUUAAUCUCUGCUGCUGCUGAAGUCUUCCCCCAUGCUCUUCAUGGCUUUUGUGUUGAACACCUGAGGCGUAAUUUGAUUUCAAAAUUCAGAAGUGGUGCCAAUGGUCUUGGAUGGAAGUUUAAAGCUGCUUAUUCAGCAAACACUAUGCAAGAACUUGAGGAAUAUUUGUCAAUGUUGGACACAGAAGAUGCUAGAAUCCGACCUUGGUUAAGUAAAGUUGGUAACCAUAGAUGAGCUAAGUGUGUUGCUGGUCCACGCAGAUAUGGCAUCAGGACAUCAAAUUGUGCAGAAUCGUUAAACAAAGUAAAUGUUUGUGCUAGAGAGUAUUCAGUUUGUAAAUUGGUUGAUUUUUUACGUGAAAGAAUGCAACAGUGGUUCACGAAAAGUAGUGAGGAAGCCCUUAAAACAUCCAUUUUCUUGUCCCCCAAAGGCGAGAACCAUUUAGUUACUGUGCAGGCUGAAUCCACACGCAUGCAGGUUUCAGUGUUUUCCCUAUUUCAUUAAUUGAGGUUGUAACUUAUUGCCAUAAGUGUUGUUAUAUUUUCGUAUGUAUCACUUUAUUGCCAUCUUUCAGUUUAUGAAUAUGACUCUUGGCUUUUGUUUUCUUACAUUCAUUAUUUCUUAACUGUAUUUUUUAUAUGCUUUCUAUCAGGUGAAAUCAACUUUAUAUUUCGAGUUUGAAGUUGUGGAUCGCUAUUGUAGAUCUUUUGUUGUUAACCUCAACCACAAGACUUGUGUAACACCCCCAUUUUCCCUCCCAAAAUAAUACUUGAAAUAAUAGAUUUAUUGAUAAUAAACUUGAUUUAUUCAAAACAGAUGAAAAGUUUUGCAGCGGAAAUAACAUUAAUUGGGAAAUGGGUGUUACCGCCACAUCCUGUCAUCUCUUAACCGAAUGCACAAGCAAUCCCAAAACAAAACAGAAUAAAACAAGUGUUCGACAUAAUUAAAUUAUAAUUUUUGACUAGGUUUGACUAAGGCAUUUCUAAACCGCUCUCGUGGUCAUACAAUCAUCAGUCCACAUAAGCAUCAUCACCUGCACAAAUAAAGUGCCGAAAACAAAACAGGGAAAAAGAAACAAAAAUUAGCUUUAGAGCUAAGUAAGUACUACCCAACCCCGUAAAAUAAUCAGGUUUGGCGAAAUAUAGUUUUUCAUAUAGUACUAUAUAAAAAUGACACACUCCACCAAAAUUCUUUUCUCUUUGAUAUUUCUCAAAAUCACUUCUUUAAUAAAGUCCUCAACUUUUCUUUGAAAAUACUAUAGUAACUCUUCUAAUAGAAUUUCUCAAAAUUCACUUCUUCUCUAUCUUCCUAGUAAUUUAGAAGGGCGGUGCUCAACACUCUGGUUGAGCCCGGUGGUUACGUUGUUAUGUACGGCCACCCCGGGACUUUUCCCGGUACCACAACUGCUAAUGGAAACGAAACGACUACCUUAAGUGUGCACACCCCCUAAAAGGGAUUCCAAGCCCUCCGAGUAGUAAGUCGUCACGAGUAAUCGGGACUCAGUCUACCAACUACCCCACCUUUAGAAUUCUUGAAUGAUUAGGGACUACUACUACUAUAACUUCUUCUUAAAAGGGAUCAUAGAUCCAAUUGUCACUUCAAACUCAAACUGUACUUCUUAGUAGUAGCAGCCUUAAUCACCCUCCACAUUUAUCCGGAUGUGGAAAACCGACACCACGGAUUUCUCCCGGGUGCUCACUUAUGAAAACGUAAAUUUUAUCUUGACUUUAGAUAUACUUCCAAAAAUAUUUCUCAAUCUCUCUAAAUAGUCUCAAAGGUAUUUAAAAAUAUUUAAUACCCAAAAGUACUUAGUUUGCACUUCUCAAAUACCAUAGAUCUAAUAUCUCCUCAAAAUCACAUACAAAUUCAAAAUUCACAUUUAAUCACAUAAUAACAUAUAGUACUAGGAAAUCAUUUUGGAUCGGCAGAGAAACUUACCUUAAAUCGCAAUAAUCCCCUUAAUAAAAUCUCUAACUUGGUCUUCACUUGAACUCUCCUUCUAAUAUAUAUAAAAAUUCUAAAUCAAUAACUAUUCUAUUAUUAAUGUUAUUUCCGCUGCAAAACUUUUCAUCUGUUUUGAAUAAAUCAAGUUUAUUAUCAAUAAAUCUAUUAUUUCAAGUAUUAUUUUGGGAGGGAAAAUGGGGGUGUUACAGAUUUACCUGUAAUACCCCGGGCCCGCAGGACCCGAAGUAGUUACUCCGGACCAAUAGUACUGUCCUGAUGUGUAUUUUCUCGCACUUAAAAUAGUUGUAGAAAAGUGGUGUAAAGUACGAGUAUCGUCUCCACAGGGACGGACAAAAGGGAAAUAAAGAUUAACUAAAUUCAGCGAUUAAACAGAAAUAAAUAAAUUAAAAUGCGAUGUGCGAGAUUUGAUUGAUUGAAUUAAAAUUAAAACUAAUGCUAAUGCGCGAUAAAAAUAAAAGAUUAUUUUCUUCUCAAUUAACGACGAAGGGAGCAGGGAUUGAUUCCGGGGUAACCAGAUUUCUGGCAGAUCAGGCCUAAUUACAUGAAUUUAAUUUAAUUGAGCCUAGCUAAUCAUUACUAAGUUCUUACCGCUCUCGCGGCGUAGAGUACAAUAAUUUAGGGGACCAGGCUGAUCUCUCAUGCGACAGGAUCCUAAAUUAUUGCCAAGACGAGCGAGCUUACGGCCCCUUAAUCGCUACUAAUCUCUUAGCGAACGAUUAAGUGUGUGUGAAUGUGUCCUAGAACAAAUUAGAUCUCUCUUAAUUUAUUCUACAUGCAAUUGUAAUUCUAGCUGCAGUCUAGGUUACAAGAGAUAUCAAUUAAAUUAUUCAAACACAAAUUAAACGGCAUUCAUGCAAUUAAACCGACAAGAAUCUAACCAUACAUCAUGAUUAACCCCUUCAUCAAUCCCAAAUCCCUAAUUAAAGUACUCACAAUUCAUAAUUGAAGAAUCAACAGAAUUGGGAUGAAUAGAAAUAAUUGUCAUUAAUUAAAAAGAUGAACUUACAAAUAAUCCCAGGGUCUUGGAAGAAAAUAGCGUAAAACGGUGUUAAAUUCGUCCCUAGGCCUCUCCGUAAUGUUCGUAACCCCCAAAACGGGGUUAUGGGGGCCUUAUUUAAAGAAAACAACGAAUUCGGGUCGAAUUAGGACAAAUCGCGGCCAGGCACGGUGCCAGGCAC
Cuscuta epithymum is the source of this 9609-nucleotide messenger RNA. The record is from the annotation of a GenBank genome assembly. NCBI's taxonomy places the organism in Eukaryota, Viridiplantae, Streptophyta, Magnoliopsida, Solanales, Convolvulaceae.